This is a messenger RNA of Aureococcus anophagefferens, 1893 nucleotides long. RefSeq lists its product as hypothetical. The transcript is spliced from 2 exons. Gene Ontology annotation, molecular function: nucleobase transmembrane transporter activity; ATP binding; nicotinamide riboside transmembrane transporter activity. NCBI's taxonomy places the organism in Eukaryota, Pelagophyceae, Pelagomonadales, Pelagomonadaceae. Gene Ontology annotation, biological process: tRNA aminoacylation for protein translation; nucleoside transmembrane transport. The coding region runs from base 1 to 1893 and encodes 630 amino acids. The record is from RefSeq and is a predicted model, not a curated record. Gene Ontology annotation, cellular component: plasma membrane; fungal-type vacuole membrane.
AUGGCCUCCCCGUCGAAGGCCCUCCCGCUCGCCUGCACCUUCGUCAUCGGCUGCGCGAGCCUCUUUAGCUGGAACGCGGUCAUCACGAUCUCGAGUUACUGGAAGACGCGGUUCUGCGGCUCGCUGUUCGAGACGUCCUUCGAGAGCGUCUUCGCCGUCACGUACCAGCUGACGUCGCUGGCGUCGAACGUCUACGCGCUGCGCGCGUCGCAGGAGCUGAGCGUGCGGUCGCGCAUCGUGCCGACGCAGUGGGCGCUCGUCGGCGUCUUCGCCGCGUUCGCCGUCCUCGCGCUGGCCCCCGGCGCCCCCGAGCGGGCCGUCUUCGCGCCCGUGACGCUCCUGGGCGUCGCGUUGUGCGGCUCCCUGUCGCAGUUCCUCUGCGCGGCCGUCUUCGGCCUCGCGGCCGCGCUCCAGGGCGGCUUCAACGCCGCGAACAUGGCGGGCCAGGCCGUCGGCGGCGUCAUCCCCGCUUUAAUCGUCGUCGCGACGGUCCUCUCCGAGGGCGCGGCGAAGCCCGCGGCGGACGACGGCGGCGACGACGGCGGCUGCGUCGCGCCGCGCGUCGACGGCGGCGCCGUCGGCUACUUCGUCGCCGCCGCGGGCUUGUUCGUGGUCAGCAUCUUCGCCUUUCGCAUCCUCGAGCGGCAGGAGGUGUUCCUGGCGUCGUCCCUGGCGACGAAGGACGAGCCCGACGACGAGGCGGGCCUCCAGGCGAGCCUCAUGGGCGUCGACGCGGAGCCGUCGAUCCAGGCGCCCGCGGCCAAGGCCGCGCCCGGCGACCUCGGGGCGUUGGGGGCCCUGGCGCGCGAGAUCCGCGUGCCCGCGGCGGCCGUCUUCCUCGUCUUCGCCUGCACGCUCGCGCCCUUCCCCGCGCUGACGGCGCUCGCGCGCGCCGAGGGCCACGCGGACGACGACGGCGGCGACGGCGACCUCUUCCGCGCGCUCUUCGUGCCGCUGCUCUUCCUCGAGUUCAACGUCUUCGACUUUUUGGGCCGCGCGUCCGCGGGAGUCGUCAAGUCGCCGGGCGCGCGCGCGCUCCUCUUCGCGGCCGUCGCGCGCUUCGCGUUCGUGCCGCUCAUCGCGCUCGGCACGCUCUCCGGCGGCGCCGGCGGCGCGCCGGGCCUCCGGUCCUCCGCGGCGCCCUUCGCGGUGAUGGCGCCCUUCGCGCUCUCCAACGGCCUCGUCGCGACGCUCGCCAUGGGCGAGGCGCCACAGCUCGUCGCGCCGCACAAGCGCGAGCUCGCGGGCAACGUCAUGUGCCUCUUCCUCACGCUCGGCCUCACGGCGGGCUCCGCGCUCUCCUUCGCGCUGCUCGCGCUCCUGCCGCGGCAGAAGGAGCACAAGAGCACGCCCCGGCGGGCGCUGGAACUGGAUCUCGACGAGGUCUUGAGCGAGGAGCUCGGCUUCGACUUCGUCGCGGCCCACUCGGGCACGGAGCAGCGCUUCGACCACGGCUACGCGCGGGCGACGUACGACCGCGACGCGUCCGUGGACGUCGACGCCGUCGACGAGCUCCUCGUGGAGCGCGCGCUGCUGCGCCAGUGCCGCGACUUCGAGGCGGCCGACGGCAUCCACGCGCAGCUCCGGCGCCUCGGCGUGGAGGUCGACGACCGGCGGAAGACCUGGGCCUCGCGCCGGUCCGCGCCGAGCCGCUUCAGGCCGAGCCGCUACGCCUUCGCGGGCGACGCCGCGGGCCUCGACCGCGCGCUCCUGCGCACGGUGACGCGGAUCCUCGCGCGGCGGAGCAAAGCGCAGUACCAGAAGGACUGGGUCGUCGCCGACCACUACCGGGACGAGCUCCGCGUCAACCACGGCGUGAUCGUCGACGACCGGACGAAGCGCUGGUCCGUCGGGAGCGGCUACUCGACGCGCGACGACCCUAGGCGACCGUAG